This is a messenger RNA of Pundamilia nyererei, 4054 nucleotides long. RefSeq names its product pre-B-cell leukemia homeobox interacting protein 1b (gene pbxip1b). Gene Ontology annotation, cellular component: membrane. The record is from RefSeq and is a predicted model, not a curated record. Bases 153 to 2960 code for a protein of 935 amino acids. The transcript has 11 exons. Lineage: Eukaryota; Metazoa; Chordata; Actinopteri; Cichliformes; Cichlidae.
AGAGCAUGGCUCAGUAAGUUCUGGAGGCACGUUAUAAGUUGUCAAGUUUGAUGGGAAGAAUCAAAGAAGUCCUAGCUUGCGUCUGUGGCGUCCUCUGAAGUCUAAAGUAAAGUGACAGACCACGGAGAGACACGCAAAGUCUCUUGGGGGCCAUGUCUGGCACUGGGAGUGCUAAUAACAGCUGGACCAUCCUAACUCCUGAGGAAACUGCUGCUGAAACCCUGAAGCCUGUGAUAAUGGGGACGGAGUACCAUGGAGAAAGCCAUACAACUGCACCAGGUUCUGGGGACAACAACCAGCCUGCAAAUGGUGCAAAGUCUGCAGAAGGGCUCCCUGUGGAGAACUACCUAGUACCAAAAGAAAAAACAGCAGAGCUAAGUGGAGGCUUGAGUGCAGAUCAGCCCACCUCUGUGCCCACUUCUGUCACGGAUAACCCCAUUCCUUCCUCUUUGGAAGUCUCCAGCAACUUGAACCAUGGCAGUGAUGAAGUCAGCCAGGCAGGAGGCCUACAUGAGGGCCCGGCGCAGAGCAGCUCUGACCCCGAUUCAUACUCUGACUCCUACACUCAUGUAGCUCCUUCCCCUGAUGAGCCCCCACUCUUACCGUUGAGCACAGAGACACUUGGAGGUGCAGAGUGUGUGCAGGUGGAAGGAACGCAGCAUCUGCGAAAUGGGGAGGAGCUAAAACAAGAAGGGGAGGAGUCAGAUGCGUAUCUAAAGACAACUGACUUGGGAAAAGAAACAGACCCCCAUGCAGAUUCAGAAGUGAGUCAGGAGAGAACCGAGAAGGCUGGUGAGGAGGGAGAGUCAGAGGUGAGGAAGAGAAGGUCCCUUUUAGCAUCUCUGGAGCAGAUUGGGAGGAGAGAAGAGGAAGAGGAAGUGGACGAAUUUCAGCUCCCCCAGCGAGAAGACGACAGCGGGUUUUCUGUGAACAAGUGCAUCCUAGGUGCUCUCAUUCUGUUAGGCCUUGGCACCAUUUUUUUCUCAGGUAUCUUCAUGGAUCUGGAUGAGGAGAGCGACUAUAGUACAAGGGAUCUGAAAGAUACAGAGCUACCAGGAAAACGGGAGUGGCUUAACCCAGAGGCUCCUCAGUCCCCACUAGAUGCUGACAAUUCAGAGCUUUUAAACAAGCUAGCCAAAGGGAAUGAGCAGAUUUCUGUGCUCCAAGCCCAACUUCAGACACAGAACGAGGAGCUAAAAGUAGCCCAGGGACAUGCAGCAGAGGGAGCAAAGGAGCGGCUGAGGUGGGAGGCGGUGGAGAAGGAAAACAGUAGGUUGAAGACAGAGAUGGCUUCUCUUCCUGUCCUUCAGAAAGAGAAUGAGAGGAUGAAGAAAGAGCUGGAGUCAUUCUCGGCCCUACAGAAAGAACUAGAAACUCUGAGAUCCACUGUGACAGAAUUAAAAGUCUCCUCAGCAGGCAGUCAGACAACUCAAGCCUCCAUGAAGCUCGCUACAUUGCCCCCACCUGGUCAGCCAGAGGACAGCAAGCAGGAAACGGCUGGAUCCACAGGGAGACAGACAAAGCAUCCACGGGAUGACCCAAAGCAGAAAAAGAAAGAUGUGAAGAGAGAUCGUUAUGACUUGGGCGAGCAGAAAGAGGGAAAAGAGAGAAAAAAAUCUGUAGGGAUGGAAGGAGAGAAAAAGGGCCGUAAAGAUGGCAGUAAAAAAGAAUGGAAGAAGGAAAAACAUGAGCAAGGAAUGUUUGACGGGGAGAAUGAUAAGGAAGGUAGACAGAAGAGGCAUAGUGAAGGGGAAAAACAGUGGAAGGAGAAAGACUGGAAGAAAGAGAAGACUAGCAGAGGUGAUGAAGGAAAGCCAUGGAAAGAUGGGGAAGGAAAAAGAGAGCGGACAGAAAAGAGGGAGAAAAAAGAAUGGAAUGAAGAUGUCGAUAGGAAAAGACCAAAGCAUGAAAAAGUGAAUGAGGGAAAACAAUUGGGAGGUAAGGAGGAGAACAAGCACUGGAAGGAAGGAAAGGAUCGUGGGGGGAGACAGAAAGAACAAAAGGAAUGGAAGAAGCUGAAAGAUGGCUUCAAAGAAAGUGGCAAAGUGCAGUGGGAAGAUAAAGAGUGGAAGGAGAAAGGAGAGAGAGAGUGGAGAAGAGGCACUGAGAGGAAUGAUAAAAAUGACAAACUUCAGGGUAAAGUAGGGAAAGAAAAGGAUGAAAGGAAACGGUGGGAAGGCAGUAAAAAUCAUGGCAAAGACGGAUCGAGGGAAGAUGACAGGAAGCGAUGGAAUGAACAUGAGCGGAAGAGUCAAAAUGGGAAACACGAUAAGGAAUGGAAGAGCAAGGACAAGAAGUGGGAACAGUCGAAACGGGAGCAAUCGAAAGAGAGAGACGGGAGGAAGGAGAAGAAGCAUAAUGAAGACUGGAAAAAAGACAAAUCGCAAUUCCAGAAAAGCAAAGAUGUAUACAAGGUUAAAAAUAAUCAUGGCAAAAAGGAAGAACAUCAGUACGGAGACCAAAAGCAGCCUCAUACACACCGCAAACCCUCCAUGGGGCAGCCUGAGUACUGGGUCCAGCAGAGAGAGCAUCUCCAGCACAGUCCUAAACCUUCACAGGAGUGCGACUCAUUGGAGUCCUGUGCAAAGGCUGAGCGGCUGCUCCCUGUCCACUUACCCGAGUUUGAGGCCAUCCUCCAAACCUAUCUAGCUAAGGCAGAGCAGGCAGGUGUCGAUGAUUCCAAAAGAGAGGAGCUCAAAAAGCUGGCCACGCAGUUUUUUAAGGAUGGCGUUUUUCUUCAUGAUCAGAUGAGCUUUCAAGAUUUUGUUGAAGAUUUGAGCGAUAUUUUAGAAGACAUGGUGGAAGAGGACGAGGAUGGGGAACAUGAUAGCGCCAUAGAGGAUGAAAUGGAGGAGUUUGAGAGAGAAGUCAUGAGAAAGUUUUCAUUGCGAGGAGCUGGAGAGAAAGAGGAGAGAAUCAAAGGGGACUGGAGAAAGGAGAGCGGACAAGGACAUGGCUGAUGAAAUGAUAGAAUUGAUGGAUCUGUCAAAAGUGGCUAAAAGGAGUCAGAGCGAGCGAGGGUUUACUCAAAGGGAACAUUUCUUAUUGGACCACAAAGGCUUAAAGUAUACAUUUAUCAACCUGUCAUGCUUUUUGCAGGACGACCUUUUGUGUUUUACCUCCAUCUGCUGUCCACUUGUGGGGUUUUUUUGUUUUGUUUGUUUUUUGAGUGCUCAUGCAAACACUUAAUGCACUGUUACAUAGGAAGGGCUUGAACGUACAUCGUGUGUGUGUGUGUGAAGUGCUGAGUCUGAUAUUUUAAGAAUCUGCAUCAUACAUCUUAGAUGGUGACAGACAAAUAUUGCUAGCCUAAAACAGUCCCACUAAAUGUAUGAACAUUUACUUACAGCUGUUUAUUUGGGACCGACCACCUGCAGCUACUGUGAAUGUCCAUUAGUGUGAAAGUCAUUGCUAUUCACAAUUCUCUUACACUGUUGCUCUCAAUAAGAUUUCUAAAAGAUGCUGCACAGUCUUAUUCAAACACCACACUUUCACUAUUUUCUGCAAGCGGCACUGUGCACUUUUAAAAUCUGCUUAUUAGCUGAUCAUGGCUGAUUUUGUUAAUUAAGCAUGGACUGCUGAACGACUUGAGCGAGGGUCUGUAGUCAUGACACUUGUGUUUGUACAUACAUUAUGCUUGUGUUUAGGAACUUGCUUAAAUCUACAAAUGUCUAAUUAACUUAUUUUAUAGGUGAAAUAUAGAGAAUUGAUGGGCACAUGAGAUUUUGACAUGUUGAGCAUGUUUAUUGCUGUUCAGGUGUGGAGCUUGUGCAGAUGUCCUUAAGUUAUUGCUUUGUGAUGACUGUAACAUUUGUUUGUGGUUGGUGACGGUACUUAAGACAUUUGCUUUCAAAAAUACUUUCUUUAUCUCUUUACGUGUGGAUAAACUUGUGAAAUGUAGCAGAUUUAAAGGCCUUCAGCACCAUAGAGGUUGUUUUGUUUUUUUUCUUCAAAGGUUGCCACACAGCGUGUGGUAGCACAGAGAACUUUAAAUGUCAUUACAGUUGUGUUUUCCCAUGUUCUUGGCAUUAAAAAAUAAUAAAUGUAAUUCCUC